CGUCACGUCGCCAUCUUUUCUCUUUCGACGACGUUGGUUAGGGCUGGUUUUGUGUGCUUUUUUCAAUCGCUGUUUUCAGUCAAUCGCUUCUCAAUCAUCGUUUCUAACCUACAGCUUUGACAAUGGCAGAUGCCGCACAAUAUGGCGGUUAUGGGAGCACACAGCCUACCCCAGCUGGGUAUGGCAACUAUGGAAGUUAUGGUGGUGUAGGCCAGACCUAUGGUCAGGGUGGCUACACGCAGUCUACCACAGGAUAUCCGCAGCAACAGCCACAGCAGCAGCCACAACAACAACCUGCAGGUUGGGAUGGUUCAGCAAACUCUUCAGCUGCACCCGCUGGUAGUACAUACAGCCAGGAACAGUACGGGCAACAGGGACAAACGUACAACUAUGGGCAGCAACCGAACGCGUACUCACAAGGACAGACAAAUUCCUACUCUGGCUACAGCGCCGGUGCUCAAGCACCACAGACUGGCAGUGGGGCGGCCACAUACCCACCAAGCGCGAGUGCGUAUGCUGCAGCAGCCCAGGUGCAGGCACAGCCCGCAGGCUCUUACGGGGCCCAGCAGCCUCCAGCACAAGGUGCAUACGGGAACAGUGCCUACAGUGCUCCGCAGUCGGGGGCCUCUCAUCAGUAUCCCGCGGCAGCCGGCGGAGGAUCUGCAGCUCCUCCUUACAGCUCGUACGGUGGUGGUGCAGCCCCGCCUUACGGCCAGCCGCAGGCGCCACCUCCCAGCCAGGGUUCAUACGGUGCUGGAGGACCACCCCAACAAACUCCCGGUGGUCAGGCACCUGCCAUGGUGCCUCCCAAUUCCUAUGGUGGUGGAAGCGAGUACAAUAGAGGUGGGUCAGGAGGCCCUCUUGGCGGCUCUUCUGGUCCUCCAUCUCAUCAGGGUCCUGGUGGUGGAGGAAGCUAUGGCGGUGGACCGCCUUCUGGUGGCUAUGGUGGUGCUCCAUCUGGUGGUUACGGAGGCGGACAAGGUGGCCCCGGGAUGUACGGAGAUCGGGGAGGACGUGGUGGUUACAAUAGUCAAGGUGGCCCUGGUGGAAGGGGAGGUUACAGCAAAGGACCUGAGGAAAUGACCGACACAAUAUUUGUGUCCAAUCUACCUGAAGACGUGGCUGAAAGUCAACUGUCGGAGCACUUUGGCUCAAUUGGUUUGAUUAAGCUGGACAAAAAAACUGGCAAAAACAAGAUCUGGAUCUACAGAGACAAAAUGACAGGCAAGGGCAAAGGCGAAGCGACAGUUACCUACGACGACCCCCCGACUGCUAACUCUGCCAUCACCUGGUUCAACGGCAAAGAAUUCAUGGGACACAAGAUUAACGUGGAACUUGCCCAAAGGAAGGUUCCUUUCGGAGGCUUUGGUGGUCCAGGAGGUGGAAGAGGUGCACCUCGGGGUGGUCGUGGUGGUCCCCGUGGAGGUGGAGGCCCCGGCGGCGGAGGCGGAGGCCGUGGGGGAGGACCCGACGGAGGCGGCGGCGGUCGGGAAGGUGACUGGAAGUGCAUGAACCCGUCCUGUGGGAAUAACAACUUUUCGUGGCGAACCAGUUGCAAUCGGUGCGGCGGACCACGCGAAGGUGGCGGUGACGGAGGACCUGGCGGCCCCCCCAUGGGUGGGCGAGGAGGCAUGAGAGGCGGCCCCCGUGGAGGACGAGGGGGUGACAGAGGAGGCCGCGGUGGUGGCCCGAUGGGUCGUGGCAUGGGCGGACCCAUGGGUGGCCGUGGAGGGUUUGGCGGCCGCGGUGGACCAGGCCGUGGAGGCCCGAUGCGGGGUGGCCCAGGAGGCGAAAGGGGUGACAGAAGACCAAGACCAUACUAAGGACCAUCUACUGCAUGUCUCCUUACUUUGUUGUAUUUUACAUCUCACAACCUUCAUUUGUCAUUCCCAGAUGUGGCAGAUACAUUUUAAAACAUCCCCUCAUUCCCCUGCAUCAUGUCUUGUAUAUUAUGAAAUGUGCUGUGAUUAAUCAUUAAAAUGGCAUGGUUGCUCAA
Ornithodoros turicata is the source of this 1996-nucleotide messenger RNA. RefSeq names its product RNA-binding protein cabeza-like. The record is from RefSeq and is a predicted model, not a curated record. Gene Ontology annotation, molecular function: RNA binding; transcription coregulator activity. The transcript is spliced from 13 exons. Gene Ontology annotation, cellular component: nucleus. Bases 123 to 1823 code for a protein of 566 amino acids. Gene Ontology annotation, biological process: regulation of DNA-templated transcription. Lineage: Eukaryota; Metazoa; Arthropoda; Arachnida; Ixodida; Argasidae.